AAGUGUGGGUUUGUAAUCCUUUGCAAUUUGCAAUCCUUUCAUUUAACCUUUCAGCAUAGAUUUCAAACUUCUUGUUCUUCUGCCAUGGCUGAUACUACUGAAACAGAAGAGAAUGUGCAGCUGAAACUUCUAAUUAACGAAGAGAGUAAUAAAGUUGUGUUUGCUGAAGCAGGGAAGGACUUUGUGGAUAUUCUCUGUAGCUUUUUAACAUUACCAUUAGGUACCAUUGCUAGACUUUCUCAGAAAGAUUCGAACAUGGGACCUGUCACAGUUGGUUGUCUUAACUCACUCUAUCAAAGUGUGGCAAAUCUCAAAGAACAGUGUUACUGGACAGAUUCAAUCAAAGAAUUGCUGUUGCAGCCAAAAAAUUCGUCGGAAGAUUAUUGCAGCAGUAUUAAAGUUAAUAUCGAUGACACUCAACCCACAAAUUACUUCAUCAGGUGUUUGAAAAGCAGCAAUUGCAAGUUCAACUCCUCUCUUUAUUUGGAUCAGCGUUGUAAGUGUGGGACUGGGAGUGCUAUGCGUUCUGUUGUUCUGAAACAUUUUCGCGAAGGAUUUGUUAAUAGUGAUGCUACUUUUCUUAUUACUGAUGAUUUGAUUAUCAUGUCAAACUCCUUGGUUUAUACAAGCAUUUCUCUGCUCAAGAAUUCAGGAAUAGUCACAACUUCUACAAAGGAAAUGACUUUAAAUGUUACUAAGGAAAAGGUACUGGAUCUUUUAAAGUGUGCUUUGGUUUCUAAGUCACCUUUGACCGAUGUAUUCCUAAGAAAUAAACUUUCGAUAGAGAGGAUUUGGAUUUUUUCCUGCGAUACUGAAAAUAAUUUGGAUACUAAUUUUCAAAUCAAUGUGGAGCUAGUUAUAAGAAAAUCACAUGGAAAAAUACUGUUUGCUCAUGGGGAGCAAGAUUUUGCAGAUUUAUUAUUAAGCUUUCUGGCAUUUCCUCUAGGAGGUGUUGUUCGUAAGUUAGGAGGAUAUAGUUCUAUUGGCAGCAUAGAUGGAUUAUACAAAAGUAUUGUUGAAUUCGACGAAACCAAAAUUUUGCUGUCAAAAGAAACAAAGAAUAGACUUGUUGAUCCUCAUUUGGCUCAUGAGUACAAAUCUAGCAAACACAUAUUACCGAUAAACCAGUCACCUGCGAAGUUUUAUUGUUAUUAUCAAGGUGAAAGUCCCCGGCAAAGUAUUUUUCAGCAUAAAUAUUUCAUAAGUACUGAAUACCGGAAAGAUAAAGGAAAAUAUGAAUCAAUGCAUCUAGCUAAGGACAAUGAAAAUGCUGGAAGUAAUGAAGGAUAUAUCAAGGGACCGACAACUUACCUAGCUACAGAUGAGUUGGUUAUUGGACCUUCAUCUCCGAUUUCAGUUCUCUUAUUAAUCCAACGUUUGCAAAUUCCUCUUGAAGACCUGGAGAAAAAGGUUGUCAACAUUGGUAUGAAGGAGUGUGUGAGAAUAUUGAAAUCUGCUUUGACCUCAACAUCUGCUCUAACAAAUGGUCUCAGUCACUUGUUAACCGAAGUUAAGGAGGAGUAGUAACAAUUGUUAAGGUUUUGUUAUGUAACUUACAGUAUGUUUUAAGGAUUAAGGUAUAUGCUGCAAAACUUGUAAUAGAACAUCACUAGAUUUAAUUUUUUGAACGGGCAUAACUAAAUUUACUAUUUUGUGUUGGUUAUUUGUUGCAUUAUCGUUUUGAGAUCUAUGUGUGUGUUCAGUUCAGGUGAUAA
This is a messenger RNA of Trifolium pratense (red clover), 1715 nucleotides long. RefSeq lists its product as uncharacterized. The record is from RefSeq and is a predicted model, not a curated record. Lineage: Eukaryota; Viridiplantae; Streptophyta; Magnoliopsida; Fabales; Fabaceae. The coding region runs from base 85 to 1524 and encodes 479 amino acids. The transcript has 3 exons.